ACGGAAAAGUGAAAGAGAAGAACAGGGCACAAGUGAGAACUUGAUUGGAGAAAUGGUGAUAAUUUAGAUUCAAGAAGAGUGGAGUGAUGGGUGGUGUGCUGGUUGUCGAGCAGAUUCUAGGAUAUUCGUAGGUUUUGUUUGUAAUGUUGACGUAAGUGCUUGCAGUAAUUAAUGGAGGUUGCUGUGAGUGGUGGAGAGUGAAAACAGGGUGGUUCUUUUAUUUUAUUGUUUGGCAUUAGUUGGUCUGUUUUUUGGAAUGGCGGAUUUGAUGGCAAGUUUGGUUUGAGCAACUGGGGAUUUAGAGAGUACCCACCACCUGCUCAGUGCAGAAGAAGGAGGCAAUUGCUGACCUUUUAUUCUGUUGGAGCUCUGAAUCAUCUUAGUCUGUAGGAAUCAGAAGCUUGGUGUUUCUCUCUUUCUCUCUCUCUACCACUUUUUUGGUUUUUUUAUUUUAUUUAGGCUUAUUUUCAGGGUUUUUUUAUUUUUUAUUUUUUAUCUUCCUGUUUGUCCUUUUUAGAACAUACCAGCUUCCAUUUCCGUUCAAGAACUGGGGAUCUUUCUUGGGACUAGUUCUUGUAUAAGUUGUUAGCUAGUCCAUAUUGAAUUUUCAAUUAUUUGGAUCGUCUGUUUGCUGAGGUUUUUUAUUAGAAGCAUACAUUCUGUGUUUCUCUGAAUCUGAUUUGGUCUUUUGCGGUUCCUGUGAUCCAUCCCCCCCCCCCUCCCCCACCAAAAGUGAGUUGGGUUAGUAGAAGAAUUGACAGCUCACUGUUUCUCUCUACCAUGAGGUAGAUAGAUAGAUAAGAGAGAGAGAGAGAGAGAGAGAGAGAGAGAGAGAGGACUAUCCAGGGAUUGCUAUAGGAGUGCAAGAUGCCAGCUGCUACACUGUUGUGGGCUUUCUCCCUCAACACAGAGAUCUCCAACUGCCUUGGUUUUUCAGAGACAAUCCGAGAGGGAGGUCGGUCUCUUGAUGGUUCAAACUCUUUAAGUCGAGCUCUGUCUGCAAGGUUUGAUGGAAGACUGAGGGGGAAGAAACCCAGAUGGAGUUCUUGCUCUCUCGGUUCAUAUUUGAAGUAUUCAUGUUUGUCUGGGUCACAGAACAGUGGAAACUUCCCUGUUUUGUCGAGCUUGGUUGCAAAUCCUGCUGGGGAAAAUGCAAUCUCCUCAGAACAGAAGGUGUAUGAUGUGGUGCUUAAACAGGCAGCUCUGGUUGAAAGGCAGCUGAAGUCUAGUGUAGCUCUCGAUGUGAAACUGGACAUGGUUUCUCCGGGAACUCUCAGUUUGUUGAAUGAAGCUUAUAACCGGUGUGGAGAAGUAUGUGCAGAGUAUGCAAAGACGUUCUACUUGGGGACUCUGCUCAUGACCCCUGAGAGGCAAAGAGCUAUCUGGGCAAUUUAUGUUUGGUGCAGAAGAACAGACGAACUUGUAGAUGGACCCAAUGCAUCACAGAUAACACCAACAGCUUUGACAGGUGGCAAUCAAGGUUGGAAGAUAUUUGCAGGCCGUCCAUUUGAUAUGCUUGAUGCAGCUUUAGCAGAUACAGUUGCAAAGUUUCCUGUUGAUAUUCAGCCAUUCAAAGACAUGAUUGAAGGAAUGAGGAUGGAUCUUAAGAAGUCUAGAUAUAAGAACUUUGACGAACUCUAUCUCUACUGUUACUAUGUAGCCGGGACUGUUGGAUUAAUGAGUGUUCCAGUCAUGGGUAUUGCACCUGAAUCACAGGCAACAACAGAGAGUGUCUAUAAUGCUGCCUUGGCAUUAGGAAUUGCCAAUCAGCUGACCAACAUACUCAGGGAUGUGGGAGAAGAUGCAAAAAGAGGGAGAAUCUACCUGCCACAAGAUGAGCUAGCACAGGCAGGGCUCUCGGAUGAGGAUAUCUUUGCAGGUAAGGUCACAGACAAAUGGAGGAGUUUCAUGAAGAGCCAAAUUCUGAGGGCAAGGAUUUUCUUUGAUGAAGCAGAGAAAGGGGUUACAGAGCUCAGUUCUGCCAGUAGAUGGCCGGUAUGGGCAUCCCUGCUAUUGUAUCGCCAGAUACUGGAUGAGAUUGAAGCUAAUGAUUAUAACAACUUCACCAAGAGGGCAUAUGUGAGCAAAGCUAAUAAGCUACUGGCUUUGCCUGUUGCUUAUACCAGAUCUCUUAUUGGGCCAUCAAGAAUAUCAAAUCCUGUGAAAGCUUGAAUCAAAUUGAUCACAAUGGAUUCUACAGCAAUGUCUACUCAGAUACAGACUACAAUAGAAUUGGGCAUAUAUUUUUACUGCUGUAAAUAUUGCAACCCUGACAUUGAUCUUUCUGAUUAAAUAUGAGGUAAAUGGUGAUGCACACACACA
Nelumbo nucifera (sacred lotus) is the source of this 2322-nucleotide messenger RNA. RefSeq names its product phytoene synthase 2, chloroplastic. Gene Ontology annotation, molecular function: squalene synthase [NAD(P)H] activity; geranylgeranyl diphosphate synthase activity. The record is from RefSeq and is a predicted model, not a curated record. Lineage: Eukaryota; Viridiplantae; Streptophyta; Magnoliopsida; Proteales; Nelumbonaceae. Gene Ontology annotation, biological process: biosynthetic process.